Molecule: messenger RNA, 1597 nt
Organism: Toxorhynchites rutilus septentrionalis
Lineage: Eukaryota; Metazoa; Arthropoda; Insecta; Diptera; Culicidae
Product: histone H1B-like
Exons: 1
Coding region: 33-713 (226 amino acids)
Biological process (GO): chromosome condensation; negative regulation of DNA recombination; nucleosome assembly
Cellular component (GO): nucleosome; nucleus
Molecular function (GO): double-stranded DNA binding; nucleosomal DNA binding; structural constituent of chromatin
Source: RefSeq, a predicted model, not a curated record
CGUUGAAACAUAGUAGUGAAAUACAGUGAAAAAUGGCCGAUACAGCUACUGAAGUCGUUACCGCAGCAUCGGUUGCCGCAUCUCCAGCCAAGACACCGAAAAAGGCUCGUGCUCCUAAAGGAGAGGGUAAGAAACCGAAAAAGCCAGCCACUCAUCCACCAGUGAAUGAAAUGGUUUUAGCCGCCAUCAAGACUUUGAAGGAACGUAAUGGAUCAUCUCUUCAGGCCAUCAAGAAGUAUAUCGGUGCCAAUUACAAGUGCGACGUUGCUAAGCUCUCAACUUUCAUCAAGAAAUCUCUGAAGAGUGGUGUUGAGAAAGGUAGUCUUGUGCAAACCAAAGGAAGUGGAGCAUCGGGGUCCUUUAAAAUUAAAUCUAAGGACAAGACACCUGCGGGCGAGAAGAAACCAAAGAAAACUGCGGCUGGGAAGAAGCCUUCAGGGGAAAAGAAAGUUGCCAAAAAGGCAGCCACUCCCAAAACUGCUGCCGUCAAAAAGCCUAAGGCAGCACCAGCAAAGAAAGCGGUUGAGAAGAAGGCUAAAGCAGCCGUCGCCAAAGUUGCCAAAAAGGCUGGAACCGUGAAAAAAGCGGCCGCUCCCAAACAGAAAGCAACCAAACCAUCGAAAACAGCGGCGAAGAAGCCUAAAACUCCAAAACCGAAAAAGGCUGCACCGGCUAAGAAACCCGCUCCGAAGAAAGCCGCCGCCAAGAAGUAAAGUUCAGUCGAUUGAAAUGAUUUAAAAACAAACAGUCCUUCUCAGGACUACAAACACAUUGAAUCGAAAGAGUAACAAAAGUUUUUCACCUCAAAUAAUAAUUCAAAUGAUUUUUUUAUAACAGUUAAUAUACAUUUUCACACAUCUGCAUCAUGUGUCCAACAUUGUACACUAUUAAGAAUGUUCAUAUUCUAACGUAACGAGAUAUGAUGGCCAACUGAUGAUAUCGAAAAGCAUCAAUUGUGUAACAAACUUUACUUCGAGCCUGCAUUAGGUUGCGACCACAUGAGGUUUUGGUCUAAAAUCAUUCAUAGCCAUCGCGAUCGUUUUGAGAUUACAUGUACCCAAGUAUAGUUUACAAUGAUCCCUCAUUCGACUCAUAAUUCACAGACAUUCAGUCAACAAAUAUUGGACUUUUUUUGGGUUUGGGUCAAUACAACUAAAGUACAACGUGAAAUUGUAUUUGAAUCGUCAUCAUAAACUAACAGGAAAACCUGUUUUUAUGCGUUUCCUCAUUCGUGCGACCAUUUUUGAGUACUUUUAUUAUUUGUGUGAUUCGAGUUUAGAUUUAAUAAUGAAAUCGCACCAAAUGGGUCGCACAAAUGGGAAAUCUGGCAAAAACGAACGCACAAAAAACUGGCUUUCUUGUACCACCAAUUGAGAAACGAAUCAUGAUUUUGAACAGUGGUUCCUGCGCAGUAAGCAUGCUACACAUCUGGAGCGGUUGCGUUCAGUACAGAAGUUUAAAGUUGUUCAAUGUUUCGUUUAUUUUUCACCACGUCAUGUAAUAACAUUGUAUACAUUUGUAAUAUCAAUAUUUUUCGAUAGACGGCGAAUGACCUGAAGGGUUAAAGCCGACUGAAAUAAAUCAAAUAAUCAAUCAA